Messenger RNA from Gambusia affinis (western mosquitofish), 2345 nucleotides. Its product is annotated as deoxynucleoside triphosphate triphosphohydrolase SAMHD1-like. The transcript has 16 exons. Gene Ontology annotation, molecular function: dGTPase activity. Gene Ontology annotation, biological process: regulation of innate immune response; dGTP catabolic process; defense response to virus. The coding region runs from base 146 to 1762 and encodes 538 amino acids. The record is from RefSeq and is a predicted model, not a curated record. NCBI's taxonomy places the organism in Eukaryota, Metazoa, Chordata, Actinopteri, Cyprinodontiformes, Poeciliidae. Gene Ontology annotation, cellular component: nucleus.
UGUAGAAGCAGGUUGGAAUUUUGAUUCUGAAGAUUCUGAGGUGACUGAAGUUUCCUUGCUGCGCUGCAUCUUCUCAUCAGUCAUUUGAUCCUUCAUUUCAAGAGUUUUGGUGACCAUCUGCUGACCCUGCAAAACCUCUGAAUCAAUGGCAGACAAUUCCUCAGAAGAAGAGAAAAAACCAACUAAGGUGUUCAAUGAUCCCGUUCAUGGCACUAUUGAGCUGCAUCCAAUCCUUGUCAAAAUCAUCGACACUCCUCAGUUUCAGCGACUUCGAAACAUCAAACAGCUUGGUGGAUUAUACUAUGUUUAUCCUGGAGCGUCCCACAACCGCUUUGAACACAGCAUUGGGGUGGCACAUUUGGCUGGAGAACUUCUUCAGACUCUCAAACGGAAUCAGCCAAAUCUUGGAAUUGAUGAGAGAGACAUCCUUUGUGUGCAGAUUGCUGGACUUUGCCAUGACCUGGGACAUGGACCAUUUUCCCACAUGUUUGAUCAAAUGUUUAUACCCAGAGCACAUAAACUUAAAAGGAGGGAGGAAGCCGGAGAACCCGGAGAGAACCCACGCAUGCACAGGGAGAACAUGCAAACUCCCGGCCGGGAAUCGAACCCAGAACCUUCUUGCUGCAAGCAUGAGGAGGCAUCUCAAAAAAUGUUUGACCAUAUGGUGAAAGAAAAUCACUUGACAGCAGUCAUGGAGGACCACGGCCUGGUGCCACAAGAGGACCUGCCCUUUAUAAGGGAGCUGAUCGAUCCUCCAAAGAUUGCUGAGUGGCCACACCAUGGCCGUCCUAGAGAGAAGGCCUUCCUCUACGAAGUUGUGUCCAACACAAGGAACAAGAUUGAUGUGGAUAAGUGGGAAUAUUUUGCUAGGGACUGCCAUCAACUGGGUAUGCAGAACAGCUUUGACUGCCAUCGCUUGAUUAAAUUUGCCAGAGUGUGUAAAGUGGAUGCGAGAGACUCGCAAUCUGUCCAGGGUGAACCCCGCCUCUCGCCCGGAAUGCAGCUGGAGAAAGACACCAGCAACCCUCCCGACCCCAUUAGGGAAGAAGGGUGUACAGACAAUGGGAUGAAUCAGAUCUGUUACAGAGACAAGGAGGUGGGCAAUCUGUACGACAUGUUCCACACAAGGUUCUCUUUGCACAAAAGAGCCUACCAGCACAAAGUGGGCAAGAGCAUAGAGUGGAUGAUCACAGAUGCUUUUCUGAAAGCAGAUGGACACAUCAAGAUUGAAGGCAAGAAUGGGAAGAUGCUCAAACUCUCCGAAGCUAUUGAUGACAUGGUGGCGUAUACUAAGCUGACAGAUACUGUAUUUGAUGUGAUAUUGAACUCCACCGAUGUGAAUCUUCAGGAGGCACGGAAAAUACUGGAAAGGAUAAUGCAAAGAAACCUCUAUGUGUGUCUGGGGGAAUUGUCACUAGAAGAGAAUGUGGAUGAUAUGGAAGAUAUGGAAGAAAUGAAAGAAAUGAAGAAUCUGUGGAACAGGCAGCCCGGAGGGGGAAACCCGGACGAUUAUGUUCUGACUUCAGUCACUUAUAACUAUGGAAUGAAGAAAAAAGACCCCAUAAAACGCGUGAGGUUCUACAAUAAGCAAAACCCAGAUGUAGCCUUUCGUAUCAGGAGAACUCAGGUAUCUUUACUUCUCCCACGGUGGUUUGAAGAGAAGAAGUUUAGAAUCUACACUAAGAGAACAAAUGAUGACGAUGUGCAGGCUGACAGAGACCGCUAUAACGCAUUUCUGCUCGCACAACCAGCUCAACACUGAGGAAGUAAUCAUGGCACCGGUUCUGAAGCCUCUGAAACCAGGUUGGAAUAACCACAGAACUUGAAAGAAAGAAAUAUUAUUCUUGUCAAUAAGUAUAACCAUUCAUACAUUUAAAUGGGUUUGUAAAAGUGCAGACAAACUGUUUUUGCAUUUAAAAAGGCUUAAAAGUUAAUCUUAUGUGGGUUUAUUUUUUCUUAAAGGUGAAGGUUUUGAUUAACAUAGACAAUAUUUACAUAUCAAGAAAUACAGUCAAAAAGAUACAUUUGAAACUUUAUUAAAAUAUUUGAUUUGUCAUUUGUGAUUAUUUUUGUUCUUUUUUGGUGUUUGGUAUGUGGGUAUUUGAUUUAUUAGUUUUAUUCAUACUUAAUCAAUUAGUUUUGGUAAAUUAUGUUUGUUGUCAUCACCUUCCAGGUCUGUUGACAUUACAAAUAUGUCUUUGGGUGUCAUUUAAAUACAAUAUUAUUCUUGACUAAAUGUGUAAUAGUGCCAUUCAAUCUGGACUUGAAUGUGUAAAAUUUUCUCAGGAGUGGUGAGAAUGUAAUCAUUUUAACAAACUUGUUUUAAAAUAAAUUGUGAGAUGUCA